CAUCGCCAAGAGCCUGCCAUUUUGUAAAAUAGAAGGGAGAUAAAAAAUAGUUUUAUGGUGUUAAAAUUUUACAGAAACUCUGUCGCCGUUUGUAUUAAGGCCAAAAACAAAUGUAUAAAUGGACGCAUCGUCCAUUAUAACUCAGGUGUCACGGGAUGACGAACAAUUAAACAAUUAUGGACCCGAUAGAGGUUCAUCCCCUGGUGUGCAGCAUAAUGAGGGUGACGGCACCCCAGUUUCGGGGUCGACCCCUUUGGGUGGGAAGAAAUCUAGCGGGACCGGCGGCUUCUUGCGAUCGUUGCUGUGCUGUUGGCGCGGUGGCCGAGGCAAGGGACCUCCCGGAGGCAAUGGCACCAAUAGUAUCGACGGCAGGGCUUCUCCGCCCUUGCUGGUCAUGUCUGAACAUGCCCCCAGACCUCUGUUACCGCCAGUGAGACACCAGGACAUGCAUAAAAAGUGUAUGGUUAUUGAUUUGGAUGAAACAUUAGUGCACAGCUCAUUCAAGCCUAUAAACAAUGCAGAUUUCGUGGUGCCUGUAGAAAUCGACGGUGCGGUCCAUCAAGUUUACGUUCUGAAGAGGCCGCAUGUCGACGAGUUCCUGCGGCGGUGUGGCGAGCUUUACGAGUGCGUUUUGUUCACCGCGUCAUUGGCGAAGUACGCCGAUCCUGUCGCCGAUCUACUGGACCGAUGGGGCGUAUUCCGCGCGCGGCUGUUCCGCGACAGCUGCGUGUUCCACCGCGGCAACUACGUCAAGGACCUGAACAGCCUCGGGCGGGACCUGCGGCGGGUCGUCAUCGUCGACAACUCGCCCGCUUCUUACAUAUUCCACCCGGAUAAUGCUGUGCCUGUCGCGUCCUGGUUCGACGACAUGACAGAUUCUGAGCUGCUCGACCUGAUCCCGUUCUUCGAGAAGCUGAGCAAAGUGGAGAGCGUGUACACUGUCUUGCGCAACUCGAACCACCCGUACAACCCGACGCAGAACAACUCGCCGAGCACAUAGCCGCGGCCUCCGCGCGGUCGCGUCGCCGCCCUCCUCCUCGCCCUCGACGCCGCGAAGCGGGGAGCGAACUACGUCUUAAGUGCCAAUUUUGCCUUCUGGAUAGUGAGGACGUUAUUCGUACCUAUAUUACGUAUUAGGUAUUUUUUAGAUCGUAAGCGUUCUAUAUGAUGGAUGUGUGAUGUUGUUUUGUCGUAUUGUUUUUUUUUUUUUACGUAUCGAUAGUUUUUCACGGUACAUCCCUAUAUUGAUGUUGGUUUUUUCUGUUUGUUUUGUUUAACCGCAGUGUAGUUUGCUCGGGAUCAAAUACGAAGUAAGUUAGGAUAUGAGCAAACCGUACGACCCAAAUACUCUUUUGUUUUUUUUUAUGUAUCGAUAACGGUCCGUCCUGUAUGCAAUCGAUUUAGAUUAUAACUGAUCGGAAAAUCGCCUCGAGCAUUGAGCUGUUUAAAAUAUUAAGGCUUAGCUAUCUAUCUGCUUGUCGAGGCUCUUGAAAGCUGGACGGUCAUCAGAAAAUGCGACUCGUAUUUUUUUUAUUUCAUUGCGGUUUUUUUUAAUUAACAAUAUUCGACAAUAAUCGAUAAUAUGAUUUGUUUUUUUUUAUUGUAUAGAAGUGAGUUAUCGAAUUGUAACUCUCGACACCGCCGUUUUAUUUCGAACGAAACGAUAAAAGCUAUCACGAAUUCUAAAUAUGAAACGACUGUUAUUGUACACUAAUAUCGAACAAUAGCGAAAACAAAACGUGUAAAUAUUUUAAUUAAGGAAUGUACGGAAGCCGACAAAUCAUGGUAUAGAUUUUAAAAUACCGUUUUUAAAUAAUAUAUUAUUGUGUAAAUAGAUUUUACAAUUCGUUGUUUAAGCGAAAAUCGAUACAGCACUUAAUGUGGGAAUAGAGUAGGGCUCGCUUUUAUCGAUAAUGUUACAUGGUUUUUUUUCCACAAAUCUACCAAUUAAUUAGUAGUGAUAUUAUGAGUAAUUCUGUUCGCUUACAAUAAAUCAAACAGAAACCUGAUUUAGACGCUCUAAGAAUCCAGUUGAAAAAAACCAGUGUAACAUUGAAUCGAAUAAGGUUUGUGCACACUAGACGUAAUCCGUAUGCGUUUGUAAUUAUAAUUGUAGCUUUAUUGUGUACAUACCUUGAGUAAUAUCAAUUUAUUAUAAUUGUUUCUCUUAAGUAAAAAUCAUUGAUGACAAUAAUGAGUCAAUCAUUUGUGUCAUAUGAGUUGUUUUUUUUAAUAACUAAUUAAUAAUUAUAAGUUUAAGAUUCCAAACACGGGUGAUUGUAAUAGAGAACGAGAUUUCAAGUAACUUUUUAUUUAUUAAUUUUUUUUUUCGUUAUUUGGAAAGUAAAGCACUUUUGAAAUAUUUAAAUAUGAACAUAUAAAAAUACAAUAAAUUAUCAACUCAGUAUUAAAACUAGCUUUGUAAUGUUUGAUGCCAUUUUACACGAUUAAAUAAAAUAUAAUGUACCAUAUUUUAAUAAACCUAUAUCUGUUUUUCUUUUUGUAAUCAACGAGUUUUAAAAGAUCGAUUGUCGUAAAUUCUAUUUUAAAGGCAUACGAAUAAGUUACAUAUUACUAUUUAAAUAUGAUAUGAUAUAAAAAAAAAUACCUACAAUGUACAAUGUACACAAAUCGAUCCACGAAUAACGCUCUUAUGUACGAAUGUAAUAUGAGGAAUUAAUAUAUAAAAAUAAUAAUUAAAUAAAACGGAUUGGUGCUUUCAGUAUUAGUUAAGCAGUUUGAUAAAUUCUAUAUGUGACGAACAUUACUUGUGAAGAAUAUUGGACUAGUGCACGUUUCACAUUGAUAAUAUCUUUCUUUAAUAUCUUUUUUUUUUUUAAAUGGCUAUGACGUCCUAUUACUACUAAUCACUGAAUUUGUAACAAUGGUUGAUGUUGCGUUAAAAUAUUUUUUGAUUCCGCUAUAUAUUUUUUUUGUUGUUGUCGUAAUGAAAAGUUGUUUGAAAUGACAGUGUUACGACACAAACGCGAGUUAGAUCUUAUGUCUCGAGCUGGACGGUGGCUUUUACGUCUAUGGUCAGUCCGGGAUCCCUUGAUCUAUAUUUUACAAAAAAAUUGAAACGAACACAAUCGAUACUUAUUUCAUAGUGCGUAAAGCUCAAUUGUUCACGAGUUUCCCUCCGUCAAUCAUUGUCGCGUUGUAAUUCGAUUUAUAAAGUACAAAGUGUACAAUAUAACACGUUCAACGCAUUCUUACUACGAUUUUGAUGUUUAACGACUUUAACGGUUCUCGAUAUGUAUUCGGCAAAUCUGUCGAUAGCGAUGAGGGUAUAUUGUCGGGCGAGUUAUCGAGUUCCAGUGGUAACAUUUAAAAACUGAAUAGUUAGAGGGUAGACAGAUUUAUCUGCUCUUAACAAUCUACCCGCAAUCUUCGACUUGCACGUGACCACGGCGCUCGCAAUAUCGAAAGGUCGAUAAAUUUAAAAAUCGUAGUAAGAACCCGUUCAAUCGUUUAAAUAGUUUAAUACGUAUCGAUAUAAAAUGAACAUUUACAAUAGGCUCCGUGUUCAGUUGUUUUAACGUGCCACGCAAUGAGGGAGGGUCAAUGAAUUAAAAAAAUAAUAUUAAUAUCGAUAUUUUACAAAUCGCGCCACCCCAUGUUGUGUCACCACAGGUGUGUUCGGUCGGAGGUUGAGCGAAAUCGAUUUUGUACUAUUUUAUAUUUAAUCAAUGUUUUUAGUCUUAAAUUAACAUCAUCUAUUUCGAUUAUUGAUUAUGUACAUAAGUUGUUUUUUUUUGUCCAUUAACUUAAUACGAUGAAAAUCUUCUAAAAGGAUUUCACUAGUUUAUCGACAUUGAGGUAUAUUAUUUACGCGGCUUGCGUGUUUGUUGUUCAUACUGUGCGCGUUGGUGCUAGUUGGUGGCGCCUUAUGUGGCGACAGGGGUGAGGGGGCGGGUUGCCUACUGCUCGUAACGCACAUGACAUUAGACAGUGAUGACUAAAUAAAAUAAAUAAAUGAAUAAAAAUCAAUUGAACUUUUAGAAGUUUAUAUUGUACCUAUCUAAUUAUAUUGUAAUUAAUAGUAAAAUAAACCAAAAACAAAUUAAGUAUAUGAAAUUAUUCUGGCAUAUUUUAAUGAUAUAUGAAAUUAUUUAAUUAAUAUAUUCUUAUAUAAAAUUACUCGGAUAUAUCCACGGAAUCACUUGAUUCUGAACUCUGAACUUGAUUCAGAAUCAUCUUGUGAGUUUAUAAUGAUUUCGUCCAUCAUAGUAUCAAAUCUCAUAUCAGUAAUGACAGCAAGCGCCCCCUCCGGUGGUAGAUUCUGCGAAUCACUGCUUCUGCUAGUCAUUGUUAGCAACACUCCGGUUUGAGUCCCGUGAGCUCACCUACACUUUAGGGUGAAGCUGAAAUAGCCUCUCAAGGCUAUCAGCAUAGGGAAGGGAAAAAAAAAGCGCCCCCGGCCUCUCCGUCCCGCCGCUCACAUAGAAGGCGUGGCCAACUAGUUCCGCGCGCACAAUAGUGAGUGCGUCGCGUGCGCGUACUGCGAACGCAUCCGAAUCUAGUUUAGGUGAUUGCAGCGUUAUCUCGACCGAGUUUUGUUGACGGCGACGCUUUAAAUAAUAUUCAUUACUUUUUUUUGAAACUAGCUGACCCGGCAGACUUCGUAGUGCCUCAAUCGAUAAAUAAAAGACCUAAACUUUUGUAUAAAAUA
Molecule: messenger RNA, 4672 nt
Organism: Bombyx mandarina (wild silkworm)
Lineage: Eukaryota; Metazoa; Arthropoda; Insecta; Lepidoptera; Bombycidae
Gene: hzg
Product: CTD small phosphatase herzog
Molecular function (GO): RNA polymerase II CTD heptapeptide repeat phosphatase activity
Source: RefSeq, a predicted model, not a curated record